Messenger RNA from Monoraphidium neglectum, 546 nucleotides. RefSeq lists its product as hypothetical. The record is from RefSeq and is a predicted model, not a curated record. The coding region runs from base 1 to 546 and encodes 181 amino acids. The transcript has a single exon. Lineage: Eukaryota; Viridiplantae; Chlorophyta; Chlorophyceae; Sphaeropleales; Selenastraceae.
AUGGUUGACGUGCACAACCCCCGCUGCCAGGUGCCCGGCUGCACCACGUAUCCCAUCUUCAACAUUGAGGGGGAGGCCAAGGGCAUCUACUGCAAGGCGCAUGCUGCGCCAGGCAUGGUUGACGUGUACAACCCCCGCUGCCAGGCGCCCGGCUGCGCCAAGCAGCCCAGCUUCAACUUUGAGGGGGAGGCCAAGGGCAUCUACUGCAAGGCCCAUGCGGCGCCAGGCAUGGUGGACGUGGUCAAGCCCCGCUGCCAGGCGCCCGGCUGCACCACGUAUCCCAUCUUCAACAUUGAGGGGGAGGCCAAGGGCAUCUACUGCAAGGCGCACGCUGCGCCAGGCAUGGUUGACGUGUACAACCCCCGCUGCCAGGCGCCCGGCUGCACCACGCGUCCCAACUUCAACUUUGCGGGCGAGGCCAAGGGCAUCUUUUGCAAGGCGCACGCUUCGCCAGGCAUGGUUGACGUGUACAACCCCCGCUGCCAGGUGCCCGGCUGCACCAAACAGCCUAACUUCAACUUUGAAGGUGAGGCCAAGGGCAUCUAA